GACGGUUCGACGGGAAGUUACAGAAAGUAAAUCGUUAAUUCCUAAAAAAGAAUAAAAUAAGCAAAGUUUGCAGAAGAUCGAUCUGUUACAAAGAAAGAAUCAUGGCUAAAGGAACCUGGUACCGGGAGAACUAUAUGAUUUCCACUUCGCCGGAGCUUAUCCAACCUGAGGCUGUCAAUGCAGCGUUCGAAUCUGAUGCUAUAUAUUGGGCCAGGGGCAUGGAGCCUGAAUAUUUGAAGAAGAUGUUAAGCAAGUCUCUUUGUUUUGGAGUUUAUGCACUACCAGAAUCAUCCUCAGAACUUGCUGGUCGCAGCGAUCCUCCUCAGAUUGGUUUUGCUCGUGUAAUUACAGACGAGGUCACAUUUGCAUACCUGACAGAUGUAUAUGUUCUUGAGGAACAUCAGGGGAAGGGUCUAGGAUCGUGGCUGGUGGAAUGUGUCAACGAGGAGUUCGCUUCUUGGCCGCAUCUGAGACGAGUGAUGCUGAUGGCAAACCUGAAAGAGGGAGAGGCGUUUUAUGCAAAGAUGGGAAUGUCUCAAUUCAAGCAGGGCGAGAAUGGUUUUGCAAUCUUAAACAAGCAGGGAAGGGGCUCUGCGAUGCCGGUUUGAAUGUUGUUUUGUAUUAGAUCUUUCAAGUAGUUUUCCCAUACGCUCCACCAG
Molecule: messenger RNA, 659 nt
Organism: Pseudogymnoascus verrucosus
Lineage: Eukaryota; Fungi; Ascomycota; Leotiomycetes; Thelebolales; Thelebolaceae
Exons: 2
Coding region: 102-608 (168 amino acids)
Molecular function (GO): acyltransferase activity, transferring groups other than amino-acyl groups
Source: RefSeq, a predicted model, not a curated record